CAAUGCUCUCUGCUAUCGAUUCACAUUGGACCCUCAGUGCGGGCGAGAGCGGUGGUAAACAUGGCGUCGGAAGGGAUGAUUUUAACCAACCACGACCACCAAAUUCGAGUCGGAAUUCUAACGGUGAGUGACAGCUGCUUCAGGAACCUGGCAGAAGACCGUAGUGGAGUGAACCUUAAAGAUCUGGUCCACGACCCCUCACUGCUUGGUGGCAUCGUAUCUUCCUACAAAAUAGUCCCAGAUGAGAUAGACGAGAUAAAGGAGACGCUAGUGGACUGGUGUGAUGAGAAGGAGCUGAACCUGAUUUUGACCACUGGGGGAACCGGCUUUGCCCCCCGCGAUGUCACGCCCGAGGUACAUGAAGACCCCAAAGUUUGUGUUUGUGUCCAUGCCACCAGGGAGGUGAUGGAGCGGGAGGCUCCGGGGAUGGCCCUGGCCAUGCUGAUGGGGUCACUCCAGGUCACCCCCCUGGGAAUGCUGUCCAGGCCGGUCUGCGGCAUCCGGGGCAAAACCCUCAUCAUCAACCUACCUGGCAGCAAAAAGGGCUCGCAGGAGUGUUUCCAGUUCAUCCUGCCUGCCCUGCCCCACGCCAUCGACCUGCUGCGCGACGCUGUGGUGAAGGUGAAGGAGGUCCACGAUGCCUUGGAGGACCUGCCAUCGCCUCCUCCGCCACUCUCCCCCCCUCUCAACCUCAACAGCGUAGCCUGUACCCAGACGGAGGACAAGGGUGUGCAGUGCGAGGAUGACGACGACGACAAGAUGAAAGACGGUGGCAUGGCGUCCAACGACGACCAUCACGGCCACUCCCACCACCGCCACGCCCACUCCCAUGGACACAACUCGCACAUCACCGCCGCCGCCAUUGCUGCCAAGAAGCCCCACCAGCACCAUAACCACGCUGUUGUCAUGGCUAAAGGUAGUCCCUAUCUACCUGGUCAGGUGUCUGCCCUCCCCCCCGCCCCAUCUCAUUUCACCUGCUCCUGCUCCGGGGACCAGGCGGUAACGAUCCCAGACAGCAUCAUCUCCAGGGGUGUCCAGGUCCUGCCCAGAGACACAGCCUCUCUGAGCACCACGCCCUCCGAGUCGCCCCGUGCCCAGGCCACCUCGCGCCUCUCCACCGCCUCCUGUCCCACACCCAAAGCCCGGCUCCCCUCCUGCUCAUCCAGUUAUAGUGUCUCCGAGGCCGCACGGAGAGAAUUCAGGGCUCACCUGGAUGAGGUCAUCACGCUCCAGUCUAGGUACUCUACCUUGGACCAGCUCCAUUCUAGGUUGGAGGGACUCAACGAGGACUACCGAGGCCAUAGCAGGACCUACGACUCGCGAGUUCAGUCGCGGUGUGGCAGCAAAGAAAACAUCCUGCGAGCUAGCCACAGCGCGGUGGACAUCACCAAGGUGGCCCGUCGGCACCGCAUGUCCCCCUUCCCCCUCACCUCCAUGGACAAGGCCUUCAUCACCGUGCUGGAGAUGACCCCCGUGCUCGGCACCGAGAUCAUCAAUUACCGAGCUAUUCCAACUGACCCAGAUGCUCUCCAUUCCACCCUGUCUAUCGAUGGGAUGGGCCGAGUCCUCGCUCAGGACGUCUACGCCAAAGACAACCUGCCUCCCUUCCCUGCGUCUGUCAAAGAUGGGUAUGCCGUGCGAGCGGCUGACGGUCCCGGAGAUCGUUUCAUCAUCGGGGAAUCGCAGGCAGGACAGCAGCCCACCCACACAGUGAUGCCGGGUCAGGUGAUGCGGGUGACGACGGGGGCUCCUAUCCCCUGCGGGGCGGAUGCUGUGGUACAGGUGGAGGACACCGAGCUCCUCCGAGAGUCAGAGGACGGCACAGAAGAGCUUGAGGUGCGGAUCUUGGUUCAGGCCCGUCCUGGACAGGACAUCAGGCCCAUAGGUCACGACAUCAAGCGUGGGGAGUGCGUCCUGUCCAAGGGAACCCACAUGGGCCCCUCUGAGAUUGGCCUUCUGGCCACCGUUGGCGUCACCGAGGUAGAGGUGCAGAAGUUCCCUGUGGUGGCUGUCAUGUCCACUGGCAACGAGCUUCUGAAUCCAGAGGAUGACCUGCACCCGGGGAAGAUCAGGGACAGCAACAGAUCCACACUGCUGGCCACCAUUCAGGAACAUGGCUACCCCACCAUUAACCUGGGCAUCGUCGGAGACAACCCAGAUGAUCUCCUCAACGCCCUAAACGAGGGCAUCAGCCGCGCUGAUGUCAUCAUCACCUCCGGUGGCGUGUCCAUGGGAGAGAAGGACUACCUGAAACAGGUGCUGGACAUCGACCUCCAUGCUCAGAUCCACUUUGGACGGGUGUUUAUGAAGCCAGGUCUUCCCACCACCUUUGCCACUGUAGACAUUGAUGGAGCACGGAAACUGAUAUUUGCUCUACCAGGUAAUUUCACCUUCAGAGACACAGGCGCCAUUCUCAUCGACUCUGUGCCCGACAGUGAGGCAAGCAGACAGCCCGUGCCACCGCCACCGCGCGGAAGUAAUCCAGUGUCUGCUGUCGUCACCUGUAACCUCUUCGUCAUCCCCGCUCUGAGGAAGAUGCAGGGUAUUCUGGAUCCUCGGCCCACCAUCAUCAAAGCCAGGCUGUCCUGCGAUGUGAAGUUGGACCCCCGUCCAGAGUACCACCGAUGCAUCCUGACAUGGCACCACCAGGAGCCCCUGCCUUGGGCACAGAGCACAGGAAAUCAGAUGAGUAGUCGACUGAUGAGUAUGAGGAGUGCUAACGGUCUGCUGAUGCUGCCCCCGAAAACCGAGCAAUACGUAGAGCUUCAUAAAGGAGAGGUCGUGGACGUGAUGGUCAUAGGACGACUAUGAUGAUGUCAUCCUCCGGGGACAGAGAGACAGACAGGAGGAGGAAGUGGUGCAUGUCCACAUAUCAUCAAUAUUCUGUAAUAUGUAACGGCACAGCUAGUUUCGAUUGGUUUCGGAUAAUGAUGUUGGUCAUGUGUAAUUUAUCAACAUCUCAAAUGUAAAACGAGUACAUUGAUCAUGAAAAUAUUAAUUUGAAAAUAUCAUUGUAUUUCGAAGAAAGACAAAAUGUAAUACCUUUUAAAAGUGAAAAAAAAAUAUUUAAACCAUAAGAGAUUUAUUCUGUAUUAUAUUAUGAUAAUUAUUAUGAUUAUUAUUAUAAUUAUUAACAUUAUAUUAUCCUCAUAUUAAGCAACUCUGUUUCUUUCAUCCUCGCAAUUGCUUUGUGUGUUCAACGCUAGACCUUAUAGAUAGAUAGCAGUAGCAUUUCAAUAGGAAGCUGUAGGUGCUUAACAGGAUUCAGAAAGAAAGCCUAUUUAAAAUAAUGUCAGAAGUCCCCCUUGGGCAAUGUCCCAAUUCUCCACCCUUCUCCUGAAGUGUGCACUUGCACCAUUGUCGUUAUUAAAUGCAUGGGAAUGGUGUAGGAAUUGGCUGGAGGGGAAUUGCCACCAAUGCUAAAUCUAUGCAACGAAGUAUGCAGGAGAAGAGUGGAGAAUCAGGAUGUGGCCUUGGUGCUCUGGCUUGAUUCAGUGCUUUCAGAGCCCUGAGGUGUCUUUAGGUAACACCGCUGUCUCCCACCCUUUACUAGUAUUCAAUGCCUCAUUAUACAGGCUUCAUUAUGAUUCAUAAUGGCUUCACACACAGCUUUGCUUGUCGUUUAACUUGUGAGUCGUGUUUAUGUGCGCAGUGCCAAAUGUGGUGGGCAUCGUGGGUCAAAGGUUAGUGUGUCGUCAUAAUGAGACCUGGGCCUAUGUUCAUAAAGUGGCUCAGAGUACGAGUGCUAAUUCAUGAUCAGAGCCCGAAUCCAAAAAGCCUCAAAAUAGGAGUGCUGAUCUAGGAUCUGUCAAUCUAAUCUUUUUAUUGUGAUCUAAAAGGCGAAACAGGUCCUAGAUCAUCUACUCUGAGAUGGUUUGUGGAUGAUGUAUGGGCCUAGGUCCCUCUGUGGAUAAUUAUGAUAUAAAAAAUAAACUGAUCCUAGAUCAGCAUUCCUUUAUGAAUACAGGCCUUAAAGAAAGGAAGCAUUGUGACUGUGCCCCCAACUGGCCGACGGUUUCUCCUAGCUGCCCUCCAGGCCCACUAGCUUCUUCAUUGUCUGACCCCACCUGGUACUGAAGUCCCAGCCAGAGCCAUGUAUAUCCCUUCACAUAUCUAAAUAUAUG
Molecule: messenger RNA, 4124 nt
Organism: Esox lucius (northern pike)
Lineage: Eukaryota; Metazoa; Chordata; Actinopteri; Esociformes; Esocidae
Gene: gphna
Product: gephyrin a
Exons: 28
Coding region: 61-2811 (916 amino acids)
Biological process (GO): glycine receptor clustering; Mo-molybdopterin cofactor biosynthetic process; gamma-aminobutyric acid receptor clustering
Cellular component (GO): postsynaptic specialization; cytoplasm; cytosol
Molecular function (GO): molybdopterin molybdotransferase activity
Source: RefSeq, a predicted model, not a curated record